Molecule: messenger RNA, 4726 nt
Organism: Brassica napus (rape)
Lineage: Eukaryota; Viridiplantae; Streptophyta; Magnoliopsida; Brassicales; Brassicaceae
Product: beta-galactosidase 12
Exons: 26
Coding region: 388-2526 (712 amino acids)
Biological process (GO): carbohydrate metabolic process
Cellular component (GO): vacuole; cell wall
Molecular function (GO): beta-galactosidase activity
Source: RefSeq, a predicted model, not a curated record
AGAACAAUUGGGGUCAUGUCCAACGUUUUGGUACUUUUCACGACUUGUCUCUUUUUUUUGGUUUCUUAUAUAUUAAAGAUUUCCCAAAAGGGACCAUUACCUCUCUGAUCUUCACCACCGUAUCAUCUGUCUUGGGACACUUCUCUUUCUCUUCGAGUAAUCUUUAACGUAUAAGAGAAAUGUGUGUAUGUGGCGUAAUACAUCAAAGGAUCAUGAGUUUGGACUCUGUGUGAAGAAGGAACUUCGUCUUUUGAUGCAGUUCUCUCCCAGUCAUAGUCCACAAAUUAUGGCAAAUAAGAGACCGACUGCUCUUCAUCCAGCCAUCUCCUCGCAUCCAGCCUUCUUUUCUCCAGUUCUUCUUCGCUUGUACCAGACCACCUUAAAGCAAUGGUCACUUACGAUCAUAAAGCCGUGAUCAUCAAUGGUCAGAGAAGGAUCCUUCUAUCUGGCUCCAUUCACUACCCAAGAAGCACACCUGAGAUGUGGCCUGAUCUUAUACAGAAGGCCAAAGAUGGAGGCUUGGAUGUGAUACAGACUUACGUUUUCUGGAAUGGGCAUGAACCUUCUCCUGGACAAUACUAUUUUGAGGACAGAUAUGAUCUGGUUAAGUUCGUUAAGCUGGUACAACAAGCUGGUCUGUAUGUUCAUCUCAGAAUUGGUCCUUACGUUUGUGCCGAAUGGAACUUUGGAGGGUUUCCUGUUUGGCUCAAAUAUGUUCCCGGUAUGGCAUUUAGGACUGACAAUGAACCUUUCAAGGCUGCAAUGCAAAAAUUCACUGAGAAGAUUGUGGGGAUGAUGAAAGAAGAAAAAUUGUUUGAGACCCAAGGAGGACCCAUCAUUCUGUCACAGAUAGAGAAUGAGUAUGGACCAAUAGAGUGGGAGAUAGGAGCACCAGGAAAGGCAUACACAAAAUGGGCAGCUCAAAUGGCAGAAGGACUCUCCACAGGUGUCCCAUGGAUUAUGUGCAAGCAAGAUGAUGCUCCUGACUCCAUUAUAAAUACAUGCAAUGGGUAUUAUUGUGAGAAUUUCAAACCAAAUUCAGACAACAAGCCGAAGAUGUGGACAGAAAACUGGACUGGUUGGUUCUCGGAGUUUGGAGGUGCGGUACCAUACAGACCAGCCGAAGACAUUGCCUUCUCUGUGGCUCGCUUCAUACAGAACGGUGGCUCCUUCAUCAAUUACUAUAUGUACCACGGAGGAACGAACUUCGACAGAACAGCCGGUGAGUUCAUGGCUACUAGCUAUGACUACGACGCUCCGCUCGAUGAAUACGGGUUACCGAGAGAACCUAAGUAUAGUCACUUGACGAAGUUACAUAAGGUCAUCAAGCUCUGUGAGCCAGCAUUGGUCUCUGUUGAUCCUACAGUCACAUCCCUCGGCGAUAAACAAGAAGCUCAUGUGUUCAAAUCCAAGUCAUCUUGCGCUGCUUUCCUCUCAAACUACAACACUAGUUCUGCUGCAAGAGUCUCCUUCGGGGGAGCUACAUAUGAUCUACCUCCUUGGUCUGUCAGUAUUCUGCCUAACUGCAAAACCGAGUAUUACAACACUGCAAAGGUACAGGUCCGUACACCAAGCAUACAGAUGAAGAUGGUUCCCACAAACACACAAUUAUCUUGGGGAUCAUACAGCGAAGAGAUUCCUUCUCCAAAUUAUAAUGGUACAUUUGCCAAAGAUGGACUUGUGGAACAGAUAAGCAUCACCAGAGACAAGACUGACUAUUUUUGGUAUCUGACAGACAUUACAAUCAGUGCUGAUGAGAAGUUCUUGAAGACUGGUGAAGACCCUCUUCUUACUAUUGGGUCAGCUGGGCAUGCUCUUAGUGUAUUCGUUAAUGGCCAGUUUGUAGGAACUGCUUAUGGAUCACUGGAGAAACCAAAGCUAACAUUUAGUCAGAAGAUCAAAUUAGCUGCAGGAGUCAACAAACUUGCACUGUUGAGUAUAGCAGUUGGUCUCCCGAACGUUGGCUUGCAUUAUGAGACUAGGAAUACUGGGGUUCUUGGGCCAGUCACACUGGAGGGAGUUAACUCCGGAACAUGGGACAUGUCUAAAUGGAAAUGGUCCUACAAGAUUGGUACUAAGGGUGAAGCUCUGAGCAUUCAUACAGUAACCGGGAGUUCCACCGUGGAAUGGAAAGAAGGAACAUUAGUAGCCAAGAAACAACCUUUGACCUGGUACAAGUCUACUUUUGACACACCAGCAGGCAAUGAACCAUUGGCAUUGGACAUGAACACAAUGGGGAAAGGCCAAGUUUGGAUAAAUGGUCAGAACAUCGGACGCCACUGGCCUGCAUAUAAAGCUCGUGGGAAAUGCGACCGCUGCAGCUAUGCUGGAACUUUCAACGAGAAGAAAUGUUUGAGUAACUGUGGAGAAGCUUCUCAAAGAUGGUACCACGUGCCUCGUUCUUGGCUAAAGCCGUCAGCGAACCUUAUAGUUGUACUUGAGGAGUGGGGUGGUGACCCCAAUGGGAUCUCUCUUGUACGAAGAACAUCCAAGAAAAUAGCUUCUGAGUCCAUCUUUUCAGGGUAAAAAAGCUGCUUGUGAUAGGGUUAUGUGCAAGUAAAUUUCAAGAAUACAGAUUGUAUGUACAUACAUAUACUGGAAAUUAUUAUAUUGAGUCAUAUCAUGUGCCUAUUCAUAUAAUACAAAGUGUAUAAAGAAUAUUUUACACAGCUUAUAACUUUUCUAUCUUCAUCUCCCUCUUGUGAGUAUAAAUUCUAGAUAGUAAUGACUAAUGAGGUAAACGGUCCUUGGUCUAUCAGCAGUUAACAAAAUAUCUUGUGUGUUUCUUGUCCACAUUCCCGUCUUCUUUACUGAGCGUUCAGUCCUUUGCCUCUUUGGUCAUGUUUCAUAUCAGCAAGUUUUUUAUUUGCAAUCCAUCUUCAUAUCAAAAUAUAGUUACUACUGUAGGUCCAUACGACUAAAACGAGUUAUGUAUUGUCUAUCAUUUGAUAACCUGGACAAGUUAAUGCCUCAGGUUGCGUUUUUGUGUUGUUUGCCAUGUGGUAGUCCCUUUCUUUAAUUCCAAUGACGACUCUCUCUUCCACUAGCUGCAUUGGUGUGUAGAAAGACAAAGAAAGGUUUUUUCUUUUCUUUGUUACACAUGAGGUUUCUGUUUACUAGCCUGUUUGCUUCACUUCUUUUUGUUUGUCUUUUCCUCUUUUGUGUCUUUUCCUUUUGUGUCAUGCUUUCAACUCUUUUUAAAUAUUAUAACAAUGGAAGAAAAAUGAUCCAUUAACAAUGAAACUCAAAUAUGCAUUUUAUAAAUGGUGGUCCAGUUCAUAAAAUUAGAGCAUUUUAAGAGGAAUAUCUUAAAAUAAAAUCCUCCCUAUACUAAAAGGGUUAUAUGAGCAUCAGCCAGCCUAUCCACGCCAGCCAUUAAAUCCACGUCGGAUUGGGCUAAUGGGUUUCUCUAUUUUUUUUUUCUUUAUCGUGUUGGCCCGUAAAGCCCGUUAAUUUAGAGAGAUGGGUAGAGACGCACCGACACUCUGGAACCCUAAUCUCUUCUCUCUCGCGCAAGACCGACGAUCUCCUUCUGAGCCCUUUCAUCUUCUUCCGUUAGUCGUUCACGUUUUGUCAUUCAAUCCACCAUCAAACCUUAGGCUGAGACGAUGAAUAUCUUCUGCCUCUCCUAUCUUUGUCGUUUCCGCUACUCCAUCCAUGUGUCUUUAUAAAUUAAACAUUUUAAAGCCUCUUAUGCUCUUUGACAAAAAAAAGUCUCUUAAGCUCCCACGAACAGGCCCUGUAACACUACCGUCGAAACUUUGUGUUCUCAGAUUUUGCAAGGUCGGGAAUCGGGAUGUGAUAAGAAAUGGCAAGCUUAUGGGGUCGGUCUACUUCUUCUUGACGCUAAGCUUAUGCAGGCCCGGAUUGCAAAUCUUUAACGAGUCAUAUGAUUAUGAACUGACGUGAUCAAAUCAGAAGCCAAUCUAAUCCCAUGUGAUCUUCCCGUAAGGGUCAAUACCUAUGGCCCAGAUUGCAAACUUUUAAAAGAAAGUUGUUCAAGUAGAUGUCAAAGGUCUUGGCGCCACCACAUCCAUUGGUCAAACACUGGAUCUUUGUCAUGAGAAACGACCAACCUCCUACAGCUAUUUCAGGAAUGCAAUAGCUGAAAUAGGGAGACUAUUGAUGUUCGAAGCAUCUCGAGAGUGGCUGGAGUGGUUUCCAGAGGUAGGACUUUCUAUGCAACAAUUUUGACGAGCAAGCAACAGUUCACUGGAGAAGAAGAAAUAGGAGUCUCGAGCACACACGGCUCAGAUUCACGCUGAUGUCUUUGUAGCUGGUGUGGAUGCAUCUGUUAGCUGUCGCAGGAGCAACCAUUGUGUCUUCCAGCUUUGGGAAGGACGAGAAAAUGGCUAAGUCAGAAGUAGCAGUUGCCACGACCCUUGCGGAUGCUCUGUAUAUGAAGGAUGAUGAAGUGAUUGCAGCUAAGCGAGAGCAUUUGGCCUUACGAAGAAGAGAUUCACAGUCAAUGAAACAAUGAAGAAACCUUCAAGAAUGAAGAUUGUAGACAAUAAGAAGAGCGGGAGAGUAACUUAUCAGAAACUCAAAAAGCGUUGUUGAAAGAUUUGAUACCAAUCUUGACAACUAGGACAUCAGUGACCUGUACAAUACUUGGAUCCGUAGCUGUUGUAGGUAUGAUUCUUUAUUUUUCCCAUCAAAAGUUCUGAUUUUGUAUCUUACCUUUUGUCUAAUGAUCAAUUUUUUUAAUACAAUCAGCUUUGAUCAA